Molecule: messenger RNA, 7010 nt
Organism: Esox lucius (northern pike)
Lineage: Eukaryota; Metazoa; Chordata; Actinopteri; Esociformes; Esocidae
Product: protein EFR3 homolog B
Exons: 26
Coding region: 575-3208 (877 amino acids)
Biological process (GO): protein localization to plasma membrane
Cellular component (GO): plasma membrane
Source: RefSeq, a predicted model, not a curated record
UAUUCACACAAAAUUUGACUCAGAAGUUGCGAGUUACCGUAGCGACAUUUCUGUGUCCGCAAAUAAAGGCCGGAGGGAUUACAUCGGUAACAUUAGCUAGCCUGAUAUUUAACACAGCUGGACUGUAUGUUACGGAUAUUUUGCACAUUAAGGCAUCCAUUGCUUGGUCUUAACCUAACCUCAACCACUGUGACUGUUCACGGAAAAGCAUCACAUUGCAGGUCUCUCCCAAGCCCAUACACUGGAUUAGACAGAACCAGGUUGUAGGGAGCAACGACGCCUGGUGACGAAUAUUGAACAUGACAGACAGAGGUGGGAUAGUGAAGCCCAUUGUGCUAGUGAGAUGUUUAUUAAUGAGAUAGGGAUAGGGAUAAAGAGAGAGAGAGCACAAGAGCAGCUAUAAAAGGGGCUAAAGGCUAAUCUCAUAAAGCACUGCAAGGCAAGGCACCCUGGCUGUCCUCUGUUAGGUCCUCCACCAGCUGAAGAAGAAGCACAAGAAAGACUCUGAAAGACACACAAGUUGCAUGGGAUGUGUGCGUGUCUGACUGAAAUUUCUGAAGUUUGUUAAGAUUAAAUGGAAGGCAAACUGGUGAGUGAGAUUGUUUGGCUUUGUGGGUGUGAAAGUGGUUGUUUGUUUCAGUGUGUGAGCCAGUUGUUUGUGUGUGUGCCUACCAUGCCCCUGCCUGUGCCUGAUGUCCCGGCCUCCCGGAGGCUGGCACUGGACUGUCGUACCCUCCUGGAUCAUCGUGUUGGCAGGGGGGUGUGUGGUUGCUGUGGGGCUUUGCGGCCCCGCUACAAGAGGCUGGUGGACAACAUAUUUCCAGAGGAUCCGGAGGACGGCUUGGUGAAGGCUAACAUGGAGAAGUUGACGUUCUAUGCUCUGUCAGCUCCAGAAAAGCUGGACCGUAUUGGGGCAUACUUGUCUGAGAGGCUCUCGAGGGACGUGGCCAGACAUCGCUAUGGGUAUGUGUGUAUAGCCAUGGAGGCACUGGACCAAUUGUUGAUGGCGUGCCACUGUCAGAGCAUCAACUUGUUUGUGGAGAGUUUCCUCAAGAUGGUCCGUAAGCUACUGGAGGCGGACAAACCAAACCUACAGAUCUUGGGAACCAACUCUUUUGUGAAAUUUGCCAACAUCGAGGAGGACACUCCAUCGUACCACCGCAGCUAUGACUUCUUUGUCUCCCGCUUCAGCGAGAUGUGCCACUCCAGCUAUGAGGACCCCGACAUCCGUACCAAGAUCCGUAUGGCUGGUAUAAAUGGCCUACAGGGUGUUGUGAGAAAGACAGUGAAUGAUGACCUACAGUCCAACAUCUGGGACCCUCAGCACAUGGACAAAAUUGUCCCCUCACUGCUCUUUAAUCUGCAAUGUGGCGAGGGAACCGAGAGCCGCUCCCCCUCUCCCCUGCAAGCGUCGGAGAAAGAGAAGGAGAGUCCGGCGGAGCUUACUGAGCGCUGUUUCCGAGAGCUGCUGGGACGGGCCGCUUAUGGCAACAUCAAGAACGCUGUCACACCAGUACUCAUGCACCUAGAUAACCACUCUCUGUGGGAGGGGAAGACUUUUGCAGUCCGCUGCUUUAAGAUCAUCAUGUAUUCUAUCCAGUCGCAGCACUCACACCUAGUCAUCCAACAGCUGCUUGGUCACCUCGAUUCCAACAGUAAGAACUCAGCCACAGUGCGUGCUGGCAUAGUGGAGGUCCUUCUGGAGGCGGCUGCCAUCGCUUCCAGUGGCUCUGUAGGCCCCACGGUAUUGGAGGUGUUUAACACACUGCUGAGGCAGCUGCGUCUCAGUGUGGACUACGAGCUGACCGGCUCCUAUGACGCCAGCGGAAACAUCGGCACCAAGAUCAUCAAAACACAUGAAGAGAGACAGCUACAGGAGGCGGUCAUCAGGACCAUUGGUUCGUUUGCUAACACCCUCCCUACAUACCAGCGUUCAGAAGUGAUGCUCUUUAUCAUGGGCAAGAUUCCUGUUCCAGGGGUCCAUCCGGCACUGACCAAUGCAGGCUCUGGGGGUAAUGAAGGGACUCGGAUGAUCCAGAUCAUGUUGCUCAAGUCACUGGUUCAGGUAACGACAGGCUUCCAGACCACCAAUAUGCUAACUGCGCUGCCAAACUCAUUUCUGGAGCCCCUCCUCUCCUUCUCUCUUAUGGAGGACCCGGAGGUACGACUGCUGGUACUCACUAUACUCCUUCGAGUUAUAGAUCGUCAUGACAACACACCCAAGUUCUCCAGGAUCAGUAUCAUAUCAGAUAUUUCUGUUCUCAAACUGAAAGUGGACAAAUGCUCUCGACAGGACAACCUCUUCAUGAAGAAGCAUGCUCAGCAGCUGUACCGCCACAUCUACCUGGCUUGUAAGGAGCAGAGCAGUGGUCCACAGCACUUUGAGACACUCUACACCCUGCUGGCCCUCAUUAGCAUGGAGCUUGCCAAUGAAGAGGUGGUGGUGGACCUCAUCAGACUGGCCCUGGCUCUGCAGGACUUGGCUCAGACCAAUGAAGAGUCUCUGUCAGUGUACAACCGUUGUGCUGUCCAUGCCCUCUCUGCUGCCUACCUCAACCUCAUCUGUCAACUGACCACAGUCCCCACCUUCUGCCAGCACGUACACGAGGUGAUUGAGAUGAGACAGAAAGAGGUGCCAUUCCUUCUACCUGAGGGCGUCUUCAGAGAAAAUCCAAAGCUCCCUGCCACUCUGGACAAGUUGGAGGGGGAUGUCCUGUUCCAGCAGUCUAAGAUCACUGAGGUCCUGGGUGGCAGCGGCUACAAUACGGACAGACUGGCCACACCCUAUAUCCCUCAGUUCACAGAUGAAGACCGCCUGUCCAAGAGGAAGAGCAUCGGAGAGACCGUCUCCCUACAGGUUGAGAUGGAGUCUAGAAACAGCCCGGAGAAAGAAGAGAGGACUCCAGCAGAGGAGAUCACCUUUGAAACCCUGAAAAAUGCCAUUGUAGACAGUGUUGGGAUGGAGGAGCAGGAGAGAGAACGCAGGAGGCAGGUGGUGGAAAAGUUCCAGAAGGCCCCCUUUGAGGAGAUAGCUGCUCACUGCGGUGCCCGGGCCACAUUACUUCAGAGCAAACUCAAUCAGAUCUUUGAGAUCACAAUUCGACCACCUCCCAGCCCUUCCGGCACAAUCUCGUCGGGCUACGGCCAGACACAGAGCCGCUCGGUGCCAGUCUAUGAGAUGAAAUUUCCUGACCUUUGUGUCUACUAGGCAUAAAGGUCAGGGAUCAACCCUGGGGAGGAGAGGGGUACAGGGGGAGUGAAGCUACCGAAACCCUCAGCAUUAAGUCACACUGACCUUCUGUUCCCCUUGCUACUCUCUCUCCCUCAACAGCUACUGACCUGACUGAGAAGGUGUUUUUUGCACUGUGAUCACAGACAAAAUAAACAGACAAAACCGCAGCAGUGUGAACGUCGGACUCUCCAUUCCCCAUGAUUAUAUGGGCCCCUUAGAAGGCUGAUGUCAUUGCCACAACCUUUGAUUAGACUGUAACCAGAAAUGCUGUUAAAAAUAAAACUAAAUUAACUAAGGAUUGAUUAAACAGGGAGGAGCGACCAUAGCAAUAUCCCCCCACUCGCUGAUUGACUCAGUGCAAGCACACCACUCUAAACAUCUGCCACUAGUGUCCAAACAUUGGCCUAGUUUGUCUCUUGCUGGAUGCCAUACCACCCAUAGUGCAACAACACCACAAUGGCCAGUUGUCAAAUGUAAUGAAAUAUAAUGCACUCAUUUGUUUUAUUGUAUUUACAAGUUUGGCACACACUUGGCAAUGGAAGUUGACAAUUAGAUUUGUUUUAUUUGUUUUCAGUGUAAUGACUACUUUUGAAACACUAGCUUCACUUUAGGAACAAAUCAUACAGUUUUAAUUGUACUGUGCAUUCUGUGUUUUCUUGGUGCUUUUCAUGUCUGCUUGGUUUUUAAGUCUCUGGAGUCAGAAAAGCCUUUUUAGUAUUGUUGCUUGUUAGCCAUGAGUGCUUUUGAUGUUUUCUUCUUUUUAAGUGUUUUAACAGUUUUAAAUGUUGUUUAUUUUAAUUCCGGAUUAGACUGCAAAUGUUUAGAUUUGUGACCUGUGCUCUAUCCUCCACUAUUUUAGAGUGCCUUACAGGUGACUCCAGCAGAACUAGAUUUAACCAGUUCAAACUGGUUAAAACCAGAAUCAUCCCUCAAGCCAGUCAUAGCUUUCCCACUAAGAAACAAUCAGAAGUAUGUUUAAAGUUUUGUUUACACAUUCAAACAUUAGGAUAUAGCCUCAUUAACUAACCAACCCUCUUUAUUCUUUGUCACCAGAAUGUGCCUUCGUAAAAUAUUUAGACCCUUGAUUUUCUCAAUGUUUUGUUGUGAUCGACUUACUUUUUAAUUGAGACCACAUUGUUUGUCAUCAAUCUAGACAGAAUACCUGAUGAUGACACAUUUUUCAGGUACUUCAGGUUUUUUUCUUUCAAUAUCUCACAUACAUAAGUAUUCAGACCCUUCAGUUAAUACUUUGUAGAAAUGCCUUUGCCAGCAAUCAUGGAUUUAAGUCUUCUUGGGUAUGUCUUCACCCGCUUUGCAUACCUGGAUUUGAGCAGUUUUUCAGAUUCUUCUUUUUAUAUCCUCCCAGCUUUCAGACUAGAUUUUCAAUGGUUUUCAAGACCGGUCAUUGACUGGGCAACUCAAACGCAUUCACAGACUUCCCCCAAAGCCACUCCGGCUUUGUCUUAGUUGUGCGCUUUGGGUCAUUGACAUGCUGAAAGUUGAAUCUUCGCACCAGUAUGAGAUCCUAUGCGCUUUUUUUCAAGGACCUCUCCGUAUUUUGUUUGCUCCAUUCAUCCUUCCCUUAAUCCAGACCAGUCUCCCAUUCCCUGUCGAAGAGAAGCAUCUCCAUAACCUGCUGCUCUUACUACCAUUCUUCAUCGUAGGAAUGGAUGGUUUUAGCCAGGUGAUGAGCGGUACUAAUAGUUUGAUAUUGGUCUCAUCAGACCAGAGAAUCGUUUGCCUGGUACUGUCAGUUUUUGAGACAGAAGGUCAUAUGAUUCCCUUAGUAUUCAUGGCUUGGUUUUUUUGUCUGCCAGGCACUGUGAAGUGUGAGACCUUAUGCAGACAGUGGUGUGCCUUUCUAAAUCAUGUUCAGUCAAUUGAAUUCGCCACAGGUGGGCAAUCAAGUUUUAUCGUCAUCUCAAAGACGAUUAAAGGACACAGGAUGCAUCUGAGCUUAAUUUGGAGUAUUAUGACAUUAAAGGUCUAAAUACUUAUGUAUUAUACUUAUCUCCUACUUAUGUCAAUACUUAUGUACAUGAGAUUGUCAUGUUCAGUAAAUGAAAAACAUUUCUAAAAUUAUCAUUGUCAUUAUAGGGUGUUGUGUUUAGAUUCAUGGCAAAAUAUAUAAUUAGCCAGUUAUAAAUUAAGUUGUUUAAAAUAACAAAAUGUGGAGAAAAUAAAGUUGUCUGAGUGCUUUCCAAAGGCACUGUGUAUGUAUCUACAGUACAUAAAGAAGUGAUGUUCAUAUUGAUACAUGCAAUGUAUAUGUUUUUGUGUAACUAUAAAUAUAAUUUUAGAUGACACUGACUCUAGCCAUAGUUGAGGGAAACGAAUAAAGCAAACGAGUGUGUCAUCAGUAUCAGGACUGACUGCAGCUUGGAAAGGGAUCGAAAGUUACUGCUGAAAGUUACUGAAAAAAAACGACAGAGGGUAAGAUUUUGUCUUUAGCUCUCCCAGACAUGUUAAUAUUUAUGAAACACCAGAGAGAUGUUGAAGGCAACCCCCUACCACCCCCACAAAAAAAAAAAUACCACCCCCACUUUUUCUGUGACUUUGGAUGUUGCUAAACUUCCCAGAUGAGACCACCUACAAAUGGUUUAGGUCAUCUGGAAACAAACAGGCCAUCCAGUCUAUACUCAGUCCAUAUUCUGUUUGUGUUUUGACAAAUUCUAUCUGUACUGGGAGUGGGUUGUGAUACCUUGUGUGCCCGUGACAUUGUGAGACUCCUUUUAAUAGUGUAAAUUGAAUCCCAACUGUUAUCUUUUUGUCAUAACCAGUUGCUGUCUGUCGCUUACACAACAGUGUCCAGGUUUUCAUGUGAUAUCUGUUAGCUGCCUGAGAUGAGGUGUUUGGUAUGUGAUGUAGUGUGAUGUAGUGUGUGUUUUUAUUUAAGUCGAAACACCCCGUGGGCGUACCAGAUUGUUUAUUGAUGUGUCCACUUCAACAGGGUUCACUGGAUGAAGCGUGCCUGUUGUGCAUUUUUGUGUGCGUGUAUGCCUGUACGUGUGUAUGCAUGUUUGUUGAUCCAUGAGCCCAAGACCAAACUAAUUAUGUAAGCAGGUUUACAACCCUUGACUCCGCUUCCUUUGUCAUGAGGAGCUAUGCUAUCCGCAAUUUGCAGCUCUCUGUCCUUCCUGUGAAACCAAUUUCUCAUCAUUUUAAUGUAAUAUAACAACUCUUUACCUUUCUCAGUAACAAUAAAACAAGGGUACAACUUAGUGAAAAUAUGUACUAAGACCUGUUACACCUCUGUCCACCUAUUUCUGUUUCCAUGUACGUAUUGUAAAUAUAGUUGUUUACAUUGUAUUUUACAUAGCUGUGCCAUAGGUAAAUCAAUCUAAUUGGUGAACUUUGCACUUUAAACUGGAUUCCCUACUGACAGAGGCAGCUUUUACAUGGAAACAAAUGCCUUAUGAUGUGUUAGAUCUGACUUUGCAUGCUAGUGAUGUAGCUCUGUAUUGUUUAAUGACCAUCUAGCUAUAUACACAUGUAUGUCUGUUACUGCUUUUUUUUUCUGAUCAAAUGUCCAUUCCAUUGAUUGCACUGAGGAUGCGGUUUUCAAAAACUAAACAUUAUCAAAAAUAAAAAACACCACUUGGAAUGUUUUUAAAAUCAUUUUCAACAAGAUACAGUGAUAACAGAUGUAGUUUUUUCCCCAAACACUAAUAAAACAGCAUGCACGUGAUUUUAUGAUGUGAAGUUUUCUUUCUUCCGGUUUGACUACAUUAUGUGAACUAUUUUGUCUUGUCAUUAAAACACUAAUGUGCAACAUUGA